Priapulus caudatus is the source of this 1074-nucleotide messenger RNA. Its product is annotated as carbohydrate sulfotransferase 4-like. The record is from RefSeq and is a predicted model, not a curated record. Gene Ontology annotation, biological process: N-acetylglucosamine metabolic process; sulfur compound metabolic process. Lineage: Eukaryota; Metazoa; Priapulida; Priapulimorpha; Priapulimorphida; Priapulidae. The transcript has 2 exons. Gene Ontology annotation, molecular function: N-acetylglucosamine 6-O-sulfotransferase activity. The coding region runs from base 44 to 826 and encodes 260 amino acids.
UAAUUCCGGUUCCGGGUCAUCGCUUCCGUUUCCGGUAGGAUACAUGCGCGGGGGCACGACCUUCACGGGGGACAUCCUGUCCAGCCAUCCGGAUGUAUUCUACCUGUACGAGACUUCGUGGUUUAGCGAAGAUCGAACGCAUUCGCUGCGACGGGCUGACGCGUCGGUGGUCGACAGUCGCCGCAUUAUCACCAAGCUACAGACGUGCGACUACACUGAACCGGAGCUUCGCGAAUUCAUGAAAUACCAGGUGCGCCGCGGCCACUACGCUCGAAGCCACGCGAUCUCGCGAGAACUCGGCUGCGACGACCCGCUCCUCAUGCGUCGCCUCGACAAGUGCCGCCCUCUGGGGAAAAAAUGCGCCGAAACGCCGUCGCUAUGGCAACGCGCCUGCCGCUCACACCGCGUGCACGUCUUCAAGAUACUGCGUCUUCACGUCGUCGACGUGGCGCCCCUGGCGGCGACGCUGGCCGCGACGCUAGCCGGCGUCAGCGUCAAGUUCAUCCUGCUGACGCGCGACCCGCGCGGCGUUCUCACGUCUCGCGAGAGACACAAGUUCGUCGCGUUGCACCUACGCUCGCCAGACGUCUGCUACAACAUGGCGGAAAACUACGACAGCGCCGCCGCACUAAAUCUGUCCUCGGACGUUCUCAAGGUCAUCCGCUACGAAGACGUCGCCGACCACCCCGAGGUCAAGGUCAGAGAGAUCUACGAUUUCGUCGGCCUGCCGUAUCUGCCGGAGACCGACGCCUACAUCGCUUUGAACACGCGCGGAGAGACGGGAAGCGACGCGAAAGGCGCAAGGGGACCGGAAGUGGUGGGAUAAGGACCGAAAGCGACGAGAAGAAGAAGUGGAAAAAGGUGGAGUUCGACUGGCAUUCGACGUACAGUCGCAACUCGUCGGCGUCGGCGCGCGCGUGGCAGACGAAGAUAUCUCGCGCCAAACACGAGGAGAUAGAGAGACAGUGCGGGGAGUACAUGGACAGACUCGGGUACACGCGCACCGCCUACACGGGCAAGCCUACAAAGCUGCUGGGAAACCCUAGCAUCGGAUACGGUUACAACUGAGACGGG